Gavialis gangeticus (Gharial) is the source of this 3932-nucleotide messenger RNA. It is a transcript of the gene MSH5, whose product is annotated as mutS homolog 5. The record is from RefSeq and is a predicted model, not a curated record. The transcript has a single exon. NCBI's taxonomy places the organism in Eukaryota, Metazoa, Chordata, Crocodylia, Gavialidae. The coding region runs from base 17 to 2458 and encodes 813 amino acids. Gene Ontology annotation, cellular component: nucleus. Gene Ontology annotation, biological process: chiasma assembly; mismatch repair. Gene Ontology annotation, molecular function: ATP binding; mismatched DNA binding; ATP-dependent DNA damage sensor activity.
CAGAGAAUUGGAUGGAAUGAGCACCCUUGCUACGCUGACCAACACUUCUCCAUCGUCACCAUUGCCUGGAUGCAAACAAGAAGAGGAAGAAGAGUGUUCUGAGGUACAUAUGUGUGUGUUGUGGUACGGAGGGCAACUGGGGAUCACCUAUUAUGAUACAGAAGACUGCUCAGUUUAUUUCAUGCCUGACAUGCCUGAUAAUGAGCACCUCAAGCUGCUGCAAAAAGUGAUUGAUGAAGUCUUUCCUCGAUGCAUUGUGACGAGUGCCAAGCAGGACCAUCACUUUGCCAAAUUCCUGACCAACAUCAGUUCUACUGGAGAUGAGUUUGUGAAGAAACCAGAAAUUGUCCUCUUUCCCAGUGCAGACUUUGGCCUAGAAGUGAGCAAGCAGCGGAUACUAUCUAGACAGUUCCCAUUUAUUCCCUCCCAUAUGACUGCAACAGAGAAAAUUCUUUAUUUGUCCUCCGUUAUUCCCUUUGAGAGCCCACUCAUGGUACGAGCACUAGGUGGGCUGCUGAAGUUUCUUGACAGGAGACGGGUUGGAGUUGAAUUAGAAGAUAGCACUGUUGGAGUCCCUAUCUUGGCCUUUAAAAAGUAUGUGCUAACAGAUAUUGUGAAUAUGGACCAAGAUACCUACUAUGUCCUUCAGAUAUUUAAAAGUGAGGUGCAUCCUUCUGUGUACAAACUAGCCAGUGGGCUGAAAGAAGGAUUCAGCUUAUACGGCAUUUUAAACCGCUGCAGAUGCAAGUGGGGAGAGAAACUGCUGCGGCUGUGGCUCAUGCGGCCCACCCGGAACCUGACAGAGCUGAACAAACGGCUAGAUGUUAUCCAGUUCUUCUUGCUGGCUCAGAAUCACGAGACAGUCCUGACCCUUCAAGACUGCCUCAAGAAUAUAAAAAAUGUCCCCCUAAUUCUGAGAAGAAUGACUCUUUCCAACACAAAGGUUAGUGACUGGCAGGCACUCUAUAAGACAGCGUACAGCGCAGUGUGCCUUAGAGACACAUGUCGUUCCUUGCCCAGUACCAUUGAGCUCUUCCAGACAAUCUCACAUGUGUUCACAGAUGACCUGCACUACAUUGCCAGCCUUAUCAGCAAAGUGAUAGAUUUUGAAGGGAGCAUCUCAGAAAAUCGCUUCACUGUCAGACCCAAUGUGGACCCCACCAUCGAUGAAAAGAAACGGAAGCUGAUGGGUCUCUCAGACUUCCUUACAGAGGUGGCCAGAAAGGAACUGGAGACCCUAGACAAUCGUAUACCUUCUUGUUGUGUGAUCUACAUCCCCUUGAUUGGGUUCCUACUCUCCAUUCCACGGCUUCCCACAAUGGUGGACAAGAGUGACUUUGAGAUUGAAGGCCUGGACUUCAUGUUCCUGUCAGAAGAUAAACUGCACUAUAGAACUGCUAGGACUAAGGAACUAGACAGCAUGCUAGGUGAUCUGCACUGUGAGAUCAGGGAUCAGGAAACACUUAUUAUGCACCAGCUACAGACAAAAAUCUUGGAGAAGUCUGCGGUGCUCAGCAAUGUUAUUGAAUUCACAGCACACCUGGAUGUGCUGUUAGCUCUGGCAGUGAUGGCUCGAGAAAAUGGCUACUGCCGGCCACGUUUUACCCAAAGCCAUGGCAUCCGCAUCAAGGGUGGCAGGCACCCACUCAUGGAGCUAUGUGCUAAGACUUUUGUGCCCAAUCCUGUGGAGAGUGGAGAGGUUACUGGGAGGAUAAAAAUCCUCACGGGGCCCAAUUCAUCUGGGAAGAGUGUAUACUUAAAGCAGGUAGGUCUUAUAACAUUCAUGGCCUUAAUUGGUAGUUAUGUCCCUGCUUCUGAGGCUGAAAUUGGAGCAGUUGAUGGGAUUUACACCAGAAUCCACAGCAGGGAGUCAGUGUCAUUGGGUCUCUCUACUUUCAUGAUUGAUCUCAACCAGGUUGCCAAGGCAGUGAACAAUGCCACAGCAUGGUCCUUGGUACUUAUUGAUGAGUUUGGCAAAGGGACCAACACAGUGGAUGGCCUUUCUCUUUUGGCUGCUGUGCUGAAGUACUGGAUCAACCAGGGAACUCAAUGCCCACAGGUCUUUGUCUCCACUAAUUUUCACAGCUUAAUGCAGCUGAAACUCCUACCUGACACUCCUCUUGUGCAGUACCUGACCAUGGAGACCCAUCAAGAUGGACAUGAGCUGGUAUUCUUCUAUCAGCUCAAGGAAGGAGUGUCCACUGUAAGCCAUGCUGCUAAUAUUGCUGCACUGGCUGGGAUGCCACACAAAGUGACUGCACGAGGUGUGGAAGUAUCAGAGCUUAUUCGAAAUGGAAAACCCAUCAGACGUAUUGAACAUCCUUCCCAGAACAACCAGCUGGAGAGAUGCAAAUCUCUAGUAGAAAAAUUUCUUUGCCUAGACCUAGAGGACCCCCAUGUGGAUUUAGAGGAGUUCAUGCAUCAGGAGGUGCUGCCCUCUGCAGCUUCAGUUCUGUAAUAGGUGCAAGCACAGAAAUAUGGAUGACAUGCUAUAUAAGCUUCCCUCAUUCAGUAGAAAGAGCUGAAAGGGUGAGAGGGAAGGAACUUAAAAUUUCCCUGUAAGUUUAUAUUAAUGAAAUAUUUUUUCCCUUCUUGGCAUUUUUUCCAGCUCCAAAUAAGAAAUCUGAUCCAGUACACAAAGCCAGAUAUUCAGGAUUAUAUGUUCUCAAUUAGAGAUAAAAUAACUUCUGCAAUAGACAUUCAUUUGUAAUUAAUUUGACUUAUAACCACACCCAAUAUUUAAUUUUUAUAAGCUUCUGAUAAUACAUAAGGCAUGUUUACUUCCUGUGUUUCAAACAGCUUCUGUAGCUAUAAAUAUGUCUGCUAAAUGAUCUUUUUACCUAAAGAUGUCAGAGCAGAAGGGCUGGUAGUUAGGGAGGCUAAUUUCUGAUCUUCCAGUUAAGGUCUUAAGCAUUUUAUCCCCCUGCCUACACAUCUAUAACUUGCAUAUCUAAUAACCUGAGAGCACAAUUUGAAGCUUAAAAGUUUAUAAAGUUCUUUGAGAUGAUCAGACAAAAAGAUCAUAGUUUAGGAUUUAUCCCUCCUAGGUUAUCAGUACUGUGAAUGCAAUGUUCAAUCCCUUAUAAUUUAUUGUAUUAUGCUAUGGUGACUCUUAGUUUAGUAUCAACAUCAAAAGAUUUCAGUGACAACUGCAUCCUACUCUUCAUAAACAGGAAAAAGUAAAAUUUGUCAGAGUGUGAAGCACUGAAAUUGAGGCUAAUAAAGAAAAAAAGAGGAUGAUUUCAUCUGCUUUAUGGUUUCUCUUACACCAUAAUCCAUCUUCAAAAAAUGGCACUCCCAACAAAGAGAGAUGAUAAACACGCUAUACAUAUGCACUAUAUGCACGCUAUAGUUUGGAACUUCUGGGGAAAACCAUAUUCAAGCUCUGAUUAGUGUUGGUCGCAUGAAAAGUUAAAUGCUGGCUGCAUCUGAAUUUCUACUGGUUGUUCUUUCACAUAAUAAAAUGACAGACAUGACUUAUCUUAACAGACAAUCUCUGUUCAGAAGAAGCCAAGUUAAUGAGUGGCUAAAGAAUCUUAGUAGCCACAGUUCCUUUGAGGAAAGGGAAUAAUACCUAAAGUAGAUAAGCAUUCAUGGCCUUAAUUGGAAGCUCUGUUCCUGCAACAGAGGCUAAGACUAGGGCAGUUGAUGGGAUUUACAACAGGAACCACAGCAGAAAGUCAGUGUGUCUACAUCUCUCCUUUGAAUGAUGCAGAUCAAAAUCAGUGUGUGCUGGCAGAACUGAGUGAGGAUGAGUUCAGCUUGAAGAAAGGGCUCUAUUAUAAGAAUGCAGCUAUGUGGUACAUUAAUACUACUCACUUUUAGAAACAUACAAAACUAAUAAAAUCACAAAUGCAAAAAGAAAGGCAGUCAAAUAAUAUAUUAAGUCAAAAUUUUAAUAUCUGUUUUCAAGUUCCAAACAAAAAUCUAAG